GUCAUGUCAUUUGUCAAUUUGUGAAUGUGAAGUUGCUUUCGAUUUUUGCCGACUGUUUAGUUUGUUCAAAAUGAAUUUAUUAAGUUUUUCCUCGCUCAUUACCUUAGUAUUAAUUUUAGAUUUUAGUUCAGCUUUAUAUUUUCACAUAGCGGAGGGUGAGAGGAAAUGUUUCAUCGAAGAAAUCCCAGAUGACACAACCGUGAUCGUGAACUACAAAGUGGAGCUUUUCGACCCUCGUUCAGGCGGAUUCAUGCCAUCGUCGCCUGGUAUUGGAAUGCAUGUGGAAGUACGUGAUCCCAAUGAUCGUGUGGUACUUUCCCGUGUAUAUUCUUCAGAGGGUAUGAUCUCGUUCACUUCAACGACUCCUGGUGAACAUGUACUGUGCAUGUACUCGAAUAGUACAUCUUGGUUUAGUGGAUCUCAGUUGAGAGUACACUUAGACAUCCAAGUCGGAGAGCAUGCUGUGGACUAUGCAAAUGUGGCACAGAAAGAUAAACUUAGUGAGUUGCAGCUAAGGAUCAGACAGUUGCUGGAUCAAGUUCACCAAAUCACUAAGGAACAAAGCUAUCAGAGGCACCGCGAGGAGAGAUUCAGACAGACGUCCGAGAGCACAAAUUCAAGAGUUCUGUGGUGGAGUUUACUGCAGACUGGUGUUCUAGUGUGUAUCGGGUACUGGCAGAUGAGACAUCUGAAGAGUUUCUUUGAGGCUAAGAAAUUAGUGUAAAUUAUACUGCACCAACUUGGAGUGUAGACAUGCUAACUUUCUCCGUAGACUUAACAGAUAACAUUUAGAUAUCUCAAACUAUGGAACAACAAGUAAAACAAGUGUAGUGAUAUGAGAUAUAUAAAUAAGUGGGAUUUUUGUAACUCAUACCAAAAACAAAAAUCGAAUUAAUAUAAGGGGGUAUAUGUUGCAAGAAUGGAUAACAAAACAUCCAAAAUUCAUAUUGAUGUUUUUUUUUUUUUAAUAUGACCCUAAAACUGUUUAAUUUUACCAUAGUAAGCAUGUUUAUACUCUUAGCUGAAUCUAAUAUUAUAGUCAAACAAAUUUUCUAUUUAUACUGGAAACAUAUUUGAAUUCUUUACCCAAAAUUGUAAGCUUAAAACAAUUUUUUAAUUAAACAUAAUAUUAUAAUUUUGUUGUAAUUUACAUUUUCCAAUAAAAAUUUUAAAACAGU
Messenger RNA from Bicyclus anynana (squinting bush brown), 1178 nucleotides. It is a transcript of the gene eca, whose product is annotated as transmembrane emp24 domain-containing protein eca. The transcript is spliced from 4 exons. Gene Ontology annotation, biological process: Golgi organization; endoplasmic reticulum to Golgi vesicle-mediated transport; intracellular protein transport. Bases 71 to 724 code for a protein of 217 amino acids. The record is from RefSeq and is a predicted model, not a curated record. NCBI's taxonomy places the organism in Eukaryota, Metazoa, Arthropoda, Insecta, Lepidoptera, Nymphalidae. Gene Ontology annotation, cellular component: endoplasmic reticulum; endoplasmic reticulum-Golgi intermediate compartment; COPII-coated ER to Golgi transport vesicle.